Saccharomyces mikatae IFO 1815 is the source of this 1140-nucleotide messenger RNA. It is a transcript of the gene MID2, whose product is annotated as Mid2p. The transcript has a single exon. Lineage: Eukaryota; Fungi; Ascomycota; Saccharomycetes; Saccharomycetales; Saccharomycetaceae. The record is from RefSeq and is a predicted model, not a curated record. Bases 1 to 1140 code for a protein of 379 amino acids.
AUGUCUUCUUUCACAAGUAGGAACAAAUUUCCUUUAUUACUUCUGAUACUCUCAUGUAUAUCAACAAUACAAGCACAGUUUUUCGCGCAAUCGUCAUCAUCUAAUUCGUCAGCGAUAUCCAGUUCACGCUCUUCCAUAAGCACGAUAAGUUCAUCACAAACUUUUAUAUCAUCCAGUAUGGUAUCUUCCUCGGGUGAUGCCUCGUCUUCUCUUUCUUCAUCAACGUCAAGUAGAUCUUUCGUUUCGCAUACUACUUCGUCUACUAGCAUCGCCUCUGUGUCGUUCACAUCAUUUAGUUUUUCAUCUAUUACGAGCUCCAGCAGCUCUUCCCCUUCUUCUUCAGUUUCUUCCUCUUCAUCCUCUUUUAUCUCUUCAACAUCUUCAACGUCUUCAACUUCAGAGUCAUUAACACCCUCUACGUCCAUGUCAACAUCCUCUUCAUCAUCCUCUUCAUCAACACCGUCUUCCGUCACAUCGUCUUCAUCAACAAUCACCUCUUCCUUUUCAACUUCCUCUGCACCAUCGACUACUUCCUACAAUCAAGGAAGCACUAUUACCAGUAUCAUAAACGGUAAGACUAUUCUCUCAAAUCAUUAUACUACGGUUACGUACACGCCGUCAGCCACUGCUGAUCCAAGUAAUAAAUCAAAAAGCUCUGGUCUUUCCAAGAAGAAUAGAAAUAUUGUCAUUGGUUGUGUGGUUGGUAUUGGGGUACCACUGAUUUUGAUAAUACUAGUCUUAAUUUACAUGUUUUGUAUCCAGUCCUCAAGGACAGAUUUUAUUGAUUCCGAUGGUAAGGUCGUUACGGCCUACAGAGCUAACAAGUUUACUAAAUGGUGGUACAUGCUUUUGGGCAAGAACGUUAGUGAUGAAUACCACUCUGAUUCACCAUUGGGUGGUAGUGCAUCGUCGGCAGGGGGUCUAGACCUUGAUGAAGCGGAUGAUGUGAUGGAUCAAAGUUCCCUUUUCGAUAUGAGAAUAAGGGAUGGUGAUAGCGUAUUACCAACCAUCAACAACGCGAACCAUGAUAAUACUAAUAGCGUUGGAGAGCAUAUAAAUAGUAGUGCUGCGUCAAACGACAUGAUUGAAGAAAAACUCUAUGAUGAGCAAGGAAACGAAUUAUCACCACGAAAUUAUUAG